AUGUCGUCCGCGACAGUUUCAGGAAAAGUCUUGGAUGAGGCUCGGAAUCAGAGGAAUCGUUCUGUUUUCCUGCGUGAUAUCAUUGUCAUUCGGCUCAUCAAUGCUUGGUGGAUAGCUACCUUUUUCCAGCCAGAUGAGUUCUUCCAGUCUCUUGAGCCAGCUUGGGAUUUGGCCUUUGGCUCUAGAAGCGGUGCAUGGUUAACUUGGGAAUGGAAACAUCAACUCAGAACCUCUCUUCACCCAGCUCUCUUUGCUGCGGUCUAUCUCAUCGCAGACUUCAUCUCCAGCCACAUCCUCCCUAUGGGCAUCCUCCGCGCUGCCAUCCUCGUCGCAGCUCCUAAAGCCCUUCAAGCCGUGAUUGCUGGUCUUGGUGACUGGUACACCUGGCAACUCGCCGUGUCUAUCUAUGGAGCCAACAGCAAUGUCUCCUUCUUUGCACUCUUCCUUCAACUCUUCAACCCCUGGCAAUGGUACUGUUCUACACGUACCUUUUCCAACUCCCUUGAGAUGACUCUCACUGUUACGGCGCUGUACUACUGGCCCUGGGAACUUGUCAGUGCUGUACAGACAACAAAGGAGAACCCCAAAUCCACGCCUGUUCUCAGGAGUCUCUGGUCGCUUCGUGCAUCUCUGUGCCUGGCAGCAUUGGCCGUUGUUCUUCGACCGACCAACGUUCUCAUCUGGGCGACCAUUGUAUUCUUUACUCUCACCCGGAUCUCACUACAAGGCUCUUCGCCGAUUACAAUUUCGACUGUAUCUGCAUUGGUUCGCGAGGCAAUUCUCUGCGGUUCCCUAAUCUUGGCCAUAUCCAUCGCAUCAGAUCGUCUAUACUUUGGCUUCUGGACAUUCCCUGCGUAUAAUUUCCUCAACUUCAACCUCUCCAAAUCUCUCGCCGUGUUCUAUGGCCGCAAUCCAUGGCAUUACUACAUUCUCCAGGGUCUCCCUCUUAUCUGCACCACCAGUCUUCCUUUUGCAAUUCUGGCUCUGUAUAAGCCGAGUGCAUUUGCCUCAUCAACGAGCCAGUCCAAUGCACUCAAGACACUCGCAUAUACCGUCUUCACAACUACUGGCGCGCUUUCAAUCAUCUCUCAUAAGGAGGUUCGCUUCAUCUAUCCUCUUCUCCCAGCACUCAGCAUCCUCUCCGCUCCCGUUGCCGCCUCAUUCUUCACUUUCCAGCCAGAUGCUACCACCAACAACCCCCGUCCUCGGCCUCAAAUCCGCAAUAAGCACUAUCUCCUGGCUGCACUGGGCGUCAACGUCCUUCUCGCAGGAUAUUUAUCUUUCUUCCACCAACCAGCCCCCCUCAAUGUUCUUUCAUAUCUCCGUCAUGAGUACGAACGCAUCCACCCAGACUCAGUUCAACUCGCCCAGACUUCUCGCUUCUCUGUUGGACCCGAGAAAGACGAAGAGUUAUUCGCCCUUUUCCUCAUGCCUUGCCAUUCUACCCCUUGGCGAUCCCACCUAGUAUACCCUGGCCUACGAGCUUACGCCCUCACUUGUGAGCCACCUCUUCACACUGAGCCAAACACUCAUGAGCGAGACAACUAUCGUGAUGAGGCUGAUCGCUUUUACGACAACCCUAUUCCAUUUCUUACUUCGGAGCUAUUUGGACCAGAAGAGCCACUUUCUGUCCCCCGCUACAUCGUCGGUUUCGAUGGUAUCGAGCCAUGGCUACAGGACUUCGUCAAGACUCCUGAGGCGCAGGCUCUCGGUCUCACACAGGUGCGCCCUGUUUGGAAGGGCUUCAAUGGUUUGUUUAACGAAGAUUGGCGACGCGCAGGAAAGAUGAUUGUGUGGGACACCGGUAUUUACGAUAACGCACCUCCAGUGAAGGAGUUGUAG
Molecule: messenger RNA, 1842 nt
Organism: Fusarium tjaetaba
Lineage: Eukaryota; Fungi; Ascomycota; Sordariomycetes; Hypocreales; Nectriaceae
Product: GPI mannosyltransferase 3
Exons: 3
Coding region: 1-1842 (613 amino acids)
Biological process (GO): GPI anchor biosynthetic process
Cellular component (GO): endoplasmic reticulum membrane
Molecular function (GO): alpha-1,2-mannosyltransferase activity
Source: RefSeq, a predicted model, not a curated record